This is a messenger RNA of Alexandromys fortis (reed vole), 2661 nucleotides long. RefSeq names its product cleavage factor polyribonucleotide kinase subunit 1 (gene Clp1). The transcript has 3 exons. Gene Ontology annotation, molecular function: polynucleotide 5'-hydroxyl-kinase activity. NCBI's taxonomy places the organism in Eukaryota, Metazoa, Chordata, Mammalia, Rodentia, Cricetidae. Gene Ontology annotation, biological process: tRNA splicing, via endonucleolytic cleavage and ligation. The coding region runs from base 1027 to 2304 and encodes 425 amino acids. The record is from RefSeq and is a predicted model, not a curated record. Gene Ontology annotation, cellular component: nucleus; mRNA cleavage factor complex.
AGGACUUCGGCUCACUUCUGCGAGGCCUGGGUAGAUUGCUGGAGAUAACUGCCACAAAUGCUGAACCUGGAAGUGCGGUUCAGAAUCAGAACUAGUAACUUACGUUUCUUUGGUAGAUUGUAAUUUACGAUGUUUCUUUGUUUUGUUUUACCUACUGUGGUCGCUGUUACGUGAGGACGUGUAAAUUCCCACCGUAUGAUAGCUGAAGAGUUGGUUCGGGUGUAGAUUGGACUAUAGUAGCUGCUAGGAGUCCCAGAGCCGGACGUGUAAAUGUUUUCUUAGUCUGAACCCUGUGUCCUGUUCUUUGCACACUAUUCAGAGUCUAGCUUCUUCUCGGCUAAGAGAGUUGGAGAGCGGGCAUCUGUUAUUUUCCAAUAGAAUGAUGGAGUCGGUGUGGGUGGCGCACGCCUUUAAUCCCAGCACUUAGGAGGCGCCUUUAAUCCCAGCAUUUGGGAGGCGGAGUUCAAGGCCAGCCUGGUCUUCCCAGCCAGUUCCGGAACAGGCUCCAGAGCUACACAGAGGAACCCUGACUCGGAAAAAAAAAAAAAAAAAAAAAAAAAGGAAUGAUGGAGAGAAACCAGUGCGAUCAAGUCUCCUGUUAACAAAAUUUAACAAACUCUGUAGGGAGUAUUCUCUGUAUAACCUAGUCAUUCAUUCACUCAGUGCCCUACUCUUGUACCUACUAGAGAUAGGGUAGCAAACAAAAAUACCUCUUCCUUCUAGCUGUGGGGAGACUGAAUGAAAACAAAUACCCAGUCAUAGUGGCAUUUCAUUUGUAUUUUAAUAGAUAAAGCUUGCCUGAAGAUCAGAGAGUAAAACAACUCCACAAACCAGGCAGUGGUGACACGCACUUUUAAUACCAGUAGCCACAUUAGUUGCCAUAGAAACCAGGCAGUGCACGCCUUAAUCCCAGCCCUAGAAGGGAAUAUAAGACAGGAGGAGGCAGCUCACAGACACGGUCUCAUUCUGAGAUUCCUGGAGGCAGGAUCAGGAUCGUCAUCUCAGGCAUAGCAGCUACACAGAAAGAUGAGUGAGGAAUCCAAUGAUGACAAGAAGCCAACGACUAAAUUUGAACUGGAACGAGAAACAGAGCUUCGAUUUGAGGUGGAGGCAUCUCAGUCAGUUCAGCUGGAGUUGCUGGCUGGCAUGGCAGAGAUCUUUGGCACAGAGCUGACCAGAAACAAGAAAUUCACCUUUGAUGCUGGUGCCAAGGUGGCUGUUUUCACUUGGCAUGGCUGUUCUCUGCAGUUGAGUGGCCGGACCGAGGUGGCUUACGUCUCUAAGGACACGCCCAUGUUGCUUUACCUCAACACGCAUACCGCCUUGGAGCAGAUGCGGAGGCAGGCGGAAAAGGAAGAAGAGCGAGGCCCCCGCGUGAUGGUUGUGGGCCCUACUGAUGUGGGCAAGUCCACGGUGUGCCGGCUGCUCCUCAAUUACGCAGUGCGCUUGGGCCGCCGUCCCACGUAUGUGGAGCUGGAUGUGGGCCAGGGCUCUGUGUCCAUCCCUGGAACCAUGGGGGCCCUCUACAUCGAGCGGCCCGCAGACGUGGAGGAAGGUUUCUCCAUCCAGGCCCCUCUUGUGUAUCAUUUUGGCUCCACCACUCCUGGCACCAACAUCAAGCUUUAUAAUAAGAUUACGUCUCGUUUAGCCGACGUGUUCAACCAGCGGUGUGAGGUGAACAGAAGGGCUUCCGUGAGCGGCUGCGUCAUCAACACCUGCGGCUGGGUCAAGGGCUCCGGGUACCAGGCCCUGGUGCAUGCAGCAUCAGCCUUCGAGGUGGACGUGGUGGUGGUUCUGGAUCAAGAACGGCUGUACAACGAACUGAAAAGGGACCUGCCUCAUUUUGUUCGAACUGUGUUGCUUCCAAAAUCAGGGGGUGUGGUAGAACGCUCCAAGGACUUCCGGCGGGAAUGUAGGGAUGAGCGCAUCCGUGAGUAUUUCUACGGAUUCCGAGGCUGUUUCUAUCCCCAUGCCUUCAAUGUCAAAUUUUCUGAUGUGAAAAUCUACAAAGUCGGGGCACCUACCAUCCCAGACUCCUGUUUACCUCUGGGCAUGUCUCAGGAAGACAAUCAGCUCAAGUUAGUACCUGUCACCCCUGGCAGAGAUAUGGUGCACCAUCUUCUGAGUGUCAGUACCGCUGAGGGGACAGAGGAGAACCUUUCUGAGACAAGCGUGGCUGGGUUCAUUGUGGUGACCAGUGUGGAUCUGGAACACCAGGUGUUUACCGUGCUGUCUCCAGCCCCCCGCCCGCUGCCUAAGAACUUUCUUCUCAUCAUGGACAUCCGGUUCAUGGAUCUCAAGUAGUGUUAGCAAGAGUCUCACUUUCUGGACCAUGGAAAUCUGGCCAUCACCCAAGGCAGAGGGAAUGAGAUUUGGGGAUCUUAAGGAGCCGACGAGGAACAACGGUAGGAGCCAUACUUCUGUACUCUGAACCAAAAGGAGAGACUAAGAAAAAAAAAAAUAACUAUUUUUUUAAAGAUCACCUAAGGUGCCACUUUAAAUAUUCCAAGACCCUGGAUAAUUCCAUGUCUUCCACUGUGCUACCAUGAGGGGAUUUUUGUUACUGCUUUCUGAUCCAUAUAUAGUUCUUGUUAUAACCAGAUGAAAGUGAGAUAAAGUUCAAACUUGAAAAUAUUUUAAUAAAUAUCAUUGCCAUAUUGU